Molecule: messenger RNA, 2934 nt
Organism: Varanus komodoensis (Komodo dragon)
Lineage: Eukaryota; Metazoa; Chordata; Lepidosauria; Squamata; Varanidae
Product: transferrin receptor protein 1-like
Exons: 2
Coding region: 158-406 (82 amino acids)
Source: RefSeq, a predicted model, not a curated record
CUCUGCCUUUUCUUGCUUGCAGAGCCUGGGCUUGGACCUCCAGUGGCUUUUUGGGGCCCGUGGAGAUUUCACUCGAGCCGUCACUGGCCUGACGGAAGAUUUCGGGAACACUGACCUGGACAACAAGCUUGCUUGUCGUGAGCUGAAUGACCGGAUCAUGAAGGUGGAGUACCACUUCCUCUCCCCGUAUGUCUCUCCCACGGACGUCCCCUUCCGCCACGUCUUCUUUGGUUCCGGCCCCCACACUCUGCAAGCGCUGGUGGACCACCUCCGCCUCCGGAGAACCAAGCCAGACGCCUUCAACGAGACCCUGUUCAGGAACCAGCUGGCCCUGGCCACGUGGAUCAUCCAGGGGGCUGCCAAUGCCCUCUCGGGGGACAUCUGGAACAUAGACAAUGAGUUCUGAGGUGGCCGAGCGCUUCAGGGGCGCCGCCACAGGGGACCUUUCCUCCUACAUAGCAGCACACCACAAAGUCCCCUUAGCCAUUCAGAGGGUUUCCAGAAGCCCAGACAAAAAUUGAAGCAAUUUUCAAAUUUCCAGAAUUGAAAAUUAAAUCAAAUCCGUGAGUGUCCUGACAUGAAUUUAGCUAAAUGUAGACUCCACUUUUUAUGUUCUGUCCUAAAGUCAGCAAGAGGGCUGUUUCAGAGUGAGCAAACCAAUGCCUCUAACAUGGAGAGCAUACAGCCAGCCAUCAUUCAAGUUGUUCCCAAGCUCUGCUAUAGUGGAGAGGAAAAGAUACUUAAUUUGCGGCAUGUUUUUUGAUGGCAGAAGCUGAGCCCGAAUCUCCCCUCUGCUCUUGUUAGAACUAUCUGUCUCUUGAGUACCAGAUCUCAAGCCCGCCAGCCCCUGGCGUAGAAUGAAUGCCGUUUGCCCAUGGGCAGAUCCAGCGUGGGCUGAGAGCUGCUUCUCCUGCCUUUGCAAGAGAACGGAGAAAGCCUUUCUGGACCUCUCCUGCGACUGCCCCUCUCCUUACUCAGGAAGGCCAUGCCAAAGACACGAUUCCUGACGACAGGACUGUGUGUAGUUCUGUGGUACUAUUUAAAAACUAAAACGAGCAUUCCUGCUCAGAGAGGGGCUUGUGGCACUUGACCCCUUGCUCUGAGGCCCUUCAGGAACCGUGGCUUCUCUCUCUGCUAGCAAAAUGUGGAGUGCUUUCAGGAGAGGCCGACUCUGCCUGCAUUGUGAUGUUGAGGUAUUUAUUAUUUAUUUAUCAGUGACAGUGUUCACUAUAAAUGGUAUUUGUUUUCUACAGAAGAUAAUUAUCGGAAGCAGUGACUUCCAUAAUUAUGACAGUUAUACUGUCGUUUUUUAUAAAAAAGCAGCAUCUGCUAGUACAAUCCAACCAUGAUAACUGGAACUUUUGCCAUCGGUUUCCCAGCGGCUUGCAUCAACAGCCCCGGUUGCACGAGGACACGUGUUCCCCUCCUGGGGGAACGCUGUUCUGGCAGGCGAAAGGGAAUCCUGGGGAGUGCUGCUGUUGGGCACAGCAACUGCAAAGCAGCAGCACCUUCUCUGACCGAUCUGAGGAAGCUGCUGGGCUUGUCUCCUCAGGGCCGGAGCCACAGUGCUGCUUUGCUUCACUGGGAGCUCGACGGUGGCGCCCGCCCACGCGAAGCGCUGACGGGCACCACUUCUUGGGUCCGCCUUCAGCCGCGUUUCUUAAGGUUAGUCUGGAGCAAGCCAUCGCAGGCCCAUGCCAGGCUGUGCUUGAAUGCACAGUCGCGGCAGCUGUUGUGUAAAACUUCCAGUACUAUGAUGUAUCAUGAGAACUUGGGCCACAUUAUCGGGGGCAGUGUCUCCCAUAAUGUUAAAGAACAAGGUAGUUUUUGCCUACCACAGUGUUGUAUCGGGGGCAGUGACCCCCAUAUGUUGCACUAAGGGUGUCUUAAUUAUCGGGGACAGUGUUUCCCAUAGUUUUUUUGUAAGUGCUCGCCACGCAAUGAAAUCUGUAGAGCAUGGUCGUUAGUAUCUAACCUGUAUAUUUGAACUUCUGCGAUUGUCUUCCUGAGUCUGGCCUCCCUUCUCACUGGCUGUGUGAGCUGAGCAGCCGUGCGCUGCGAGCAAAGCUCGCAGGGUCGCUGGCUGCUGCUGCCAGUGGUGCAUGGCCCAGAACUCUCCCUCGCCCUUGAAGAGCAGUAGGCUUCCUUCGAGUCUUAAUGCAUCCUGACCCUCUUCUCUCUCCUUCUGCAAGAACUUCUACUGAAUUCACAAUGGCUGGAUGAUGAUUUGAAUGUGUGUAUAUGUAGGUUUUGCUUUUGACUAAUGAAUCACUAGGCUGAACCGGGGGGAUCUUGGGAAUUGGUUCACAGAGGGCCGAAGUCAGGCAGUCUAGAGUGCUCGUCCGCUGCUCUACCCUUACCUGGAAUCAGAUGGAUACCUUUUUUUGUUAAGGUACACUUCAACAGAGGUGCUAUGUUCUGGCUCUCUCCGUAGAUGGGUCUCUUCCAUGCAUGCAUGGCCGUGAAGUACUGAUUCGAAGACUGCCUUGAGUGCAGCUGCUUAAUGGAAGAUUUCCAAAUUUGAGUGGUGCGUUGAGCUGGGGAGACUAGCCCCUUGAGCACUUUAAAAGCUAGCCCUUUAAGCUCCCCUCUACCAGUAAGUCAGUUUAGAUGCUUCUCAAACCUGCUGUCUAGCUGAGUUACUUUUCCAUGCAUGGUACUAUUUCACAUGGCACGUACAUGCCGCAUCUUCACAGUAAUCUUACUGGGUGUUCUUUCCAUAGUGCAUGUGCCUCGGAUGGGUAAUAAAAGCAUAUAUUGUGUAUUUGCUAAAAUGUAUGGACUGAUUUUGACUUUCACAAACCUCUGGAGUUCAUGUGUUUGUGCCGUAGUGCCGCAACUUUAAUUAGAAUUGGGGAUUGCUGUUUUGGUGUAGUGGUUGAUUGGACAAAAAUUGCAGGACUCGACUGACUAAUAAAGAAAAGUGAAAGCUUG